Messenger RNA from Mandrillus leucophaeus (drill), 2694 nucleotides. It is a transcript of the gene SNX21, whose product is annotated as sorting nexin family member 21. NCBI's taxonomy places the organism in Eukaryota, Metazoa, Chordata, Mammalia, Primates, Cercopithecidae. The annotation marks the transcript as partial. Gene Ontology annotation, molecular function: protein binding; phosphatidylinositol phosphate binding. Gene Ontology annotation, biological process: protein transport. The transcript has 4 exons. The record is from RefSeq and is a predicted model, not a curated record. Gene Ontology annotation, cellular component: early endosome membrane.
GCGGCCACCCCAGAGGCCGAGCAGUUUCCGGAGAGCUCAGAGCUGGAGGACGACGACGCCGAGGGCCUGUCCUCCCGACUCAGCGGCACCCUCAGCUUCACCAGCGCCGAGGACGACGAGGACGACGAGGACGAGGACGAGGACGACGCGGAGGCUGGCCCUGACCCGCUGCCCCUCGGGGAUGGGACGUCAGGAGAAGACGCAGAACGGAGCCCCCAACCUGAUGGGCAGCGGGGCAGUCAGCUCCUGGCGCGGCAGCUGCAGGAUUUCUGGAAGAAGUCCCGGAACACCCUGACACCCCAGCGGCUGCUCUUCGAAGUGACCAGCGCCAACGUUGUCAAGGACCCGCCCUCCAAGUACGUGCGGGGGCUGUCAGAAGAACUAACUGCUCUAUGGGAAGGGAGUACAAAAAAAGGGGCAGCAGCCCCGGGCACUGAAGCUCAUCUCUGUCUUUCUCUCUUCUUGCUGCCUUGGGCCUGGGUCAUUUCAGACAAACCUCAGCUCUACACCCUCGCCGUGAUAGGCCCAGGGCCACCAGAUUGCCAGCCAGCCCAGAUCUCUCGCCGUUACUCGGACUUUGAGCGGCUGCACCGAAACCUGCAGCGGCAAUUCCGGGGUCCAAUGGCUGCCAUCUCCUUCCCCCGUAAGCGGCUGCGCCGGAAUUUUACUGCAGAGACCAUUGCCCGCCGUAGCCGGGCCUUUGAGCAGUUCUUGGGUCACCUGCAGGCAGUGCCUGAGCUGCGCCAUGCCCCGGACCUGCAGGACUUCUUCGUGCUGCCAGAGCUGCGGCGGGCACAGAGCCUCACCUGUACUGGCCUCUAUCGUGAGGCUCUGGCACUCUGGGCCACUGCCUGGCAGCUGCAAGCCCAGCUGGGCACCCCCUCUGGCCCAGACCGCCCCCUGCUGACCCUGGCUGGGCUGGCCGUGUGCCACCAGGAGCUGGAAGACCCUGGGGAGGCCCGGGCAUGCUGUGAGAAGGCCCUGCAGCUGCUUGGGGACAAGAGCCUCCACCCUUUGCUGGCACCCUUUCUGGAGGCCCAUGUUCGACUCUCCUGGCGCCUGGGCCUAGACAAACGUCAAUCAGAGGCUCGGCUCCAAGCCCUGCAGGAGGCAGGCCUUACCCCCACGCCACCCCCUAGUCUCAAAGAACUGCUCAUCAAGGAGGUGCUGGACUAACCCUUGCCUAGGUUUAAGGCCACUGUGAGGAGAGAGGCUGCCCCAGAAUGCAGGGGAAGGACCCAAUGAGGACAGAAUAGCUGGGAGCACCUAGAAGUUCCAAAAGAGAAUGUGAAGCAGAUCAAGGAAACUUCUGUUGAGCUGGGCUCAGGAUGAGCUUUGGCUGGGGUUGCCCUGGUAUAGUACAGGGAAGAAGUCUGACACAGCCUCUCCAGCUUAUAGACAGCCAAGGGGCUGUGGCACAGGUCAGGGGCAAUGUUCCCUUGUUGGUGGGCCCCCAAGCUGGCGAGGCCUCCUCUGAAGGCCAGGGACUCUGCCCUGGAGUCCUGGAGUUGAGGGAUGAAGGCAAGGUCUGGCCCAGGGGAAUUAAAGGCCAGCCACUCCAGUGGUAUCAGUCUCUUUAUUGGAUGUGAGGGCCAAAAGGGACUGUAACUGCUGUCUCAGGAAUGGGGAUAGAUGGGAGGUUCUUGAAGCCCCAGGCCAAGCUGGUACCUCUGGCUACAGCUUGCUCUCUGAGACCUGGGGCUUCACUCGGAUCACGCCCUCCUGGGCACAGGUCACAGCUAGGACUCCAUCCUGACGCCACAGCCGCCCAUGGACCAGCCCCCGAGAGCCACCUGUGGGUGAGGUGAAAGGUGAGGAUGGCCUGCUUCAGAACAGCCAAAUGCACUUCUUUUUUUCUGAAACAGAGUCUAUGUUGCCCAGGCUGGUCUCAAGUUCCUGGGUUCAAGGGAUCCUCCCACCUCAGCCUCCUGAGCAGCUGGGAUUACAGGCUUAGCACAGCACCACGCCCGACCUCCAAGUGGACUUCUUGAAAAGGGUCUGGCCCAGGGCAGGGCUGCCCCACACAAGGGUGUGCUGAGUGUCGUGGCUGCUCCAAAUGCCCCUUCUUGAGCUUAUUAUGGACCAUCAUUGAGGGGUAACUCCUCCCACAGGAACCCCACUUGAUAGUUUAAAAGCACUUUCACACCUCUGCUCGCUUCCUCAAAAAGAUCACGGAGGGAGGAGCUCUCAGAAUAGUCUCCUUCAACUGCUUGGCAGCAGAACUGCUAUACCUCUGGCCACUCGUGUUAGGAAACCUAUUGGCUCCCUGUAUAAUAAAUCAAGCCAGAUCCUCCAAGUGGUGAUUCCUGAAAAAUAUCCCCACUACCACCACCAAGGGGAAGAAGGGGCUCAGCAGAGGAAUUAAAGCCAUGAGGUCUGGCCUCUUCCCUCCCCACCUGGAGAUUCUUGCUCCCUUGCUGGCUUUGGGCCUGAGUUUGAUGUUUAUGAGGAUGAUUGCUGGUUUCCCUUACACAUAGCAGAGCUCACUCAGUUCUCACAGUAGCCAAAGGAAGCAGUUAUGUGUUGUCCAGUUUUCCAGAACAGGACUGAAAUCCAGAGAGGGUCAGGAAUUUGGUUCCAUCAUGAGGCCAAAUCUGAACCCAUGUCCUCACUUCAAGGUUAUCAACCUUGGAUUGGGAUGCUAUUGGUACGUGAGAGUACCCCUUAUCUGAGUAUAACGAGUCCUUAAGUUUU